This is a messenger RNA of Vicia villosa (hairy vetch), 726 nucleotides long. RefSeq lists its product as uncharacterized. The record is from RefSeq and is a predicted model, not a curated record. The transcript has a single exon. Lineage: Eukaryota; Viridiplantae; Streptophyta; Magnoliopsida; Fabales; Fabaceae. The coding region runs from base 46 to 726 and encodes 226 amino acids.
UUUGUGUUCGGUUAUGAUAAUUCAGCUGAUACUUAUAAGGUAGUGAUGUUGCGGUCGGGUUGUGAGAGUGAUCCUGAAUCAAAAGUCAGUGUGAAAACGUUUAGUUUGGGUGAUAAUGGUUGGAGAAACAUUCAGAGUUUUCCUGUGGUUCCGCUUCAAUUGGUUUUUGAUCCGAGGGAGAAUGAUGGUGUUCCGAGGGAGAAUGAUGGUGUUUAUCUGAGUGGCAGUAUUAAUUGGUUAGCCUAUCGUGAUGAGGAUAACCUUAGGAAGGAUAAUCCGGUUGAGAAAUAUGUGAUUGUUUCUCUUGAUCUUGGUAAGGAGACAAACAGGCAGUUUUUGCUCCCGGAAGGUUUUGAGAAGGAGUCAUAUGUAGGGCCAAGUGUUUGUGUGUUGAAAGACUCGCUUUGUUUAUGUCAUGAUUUGGAUUUGACGGAUUUUGUUAUAUGGCAGAUGACGGGAUUUGGAGAUGAGAAGUCUUGGACUCAGUUUCUUAAAUUUAGUUACCACAGUGUUCGAAUGAAUUAUGAAUUUGGACGUCCGCAUUUGAAAUUGAUGCCUUUGCAUCUAUCUGAGAAUGGUGAAACUGUGGUAUUAGCGAACAACCGACAACACCGAGUAAUUCUCUAUAACAUGAGAAAUAACAGAGCAAGGAAAACUAUACUUAAUACUAAGAUAUGUUGGCCCUCCCUCAAGGAUUAUGUUGAAAGCUUGGUUUCAACUUCUUGA